Drosophila persimilis is the source of this 2184-nucleotide messenger RNA. RefSeq lists its product as uncharacterized. The transcript has 12 exons. Bases 1 to 2184 code for a protein of 727 amino acids. The record is from RefSeq and is a predicted model, not a curated record. NCBI's taxonomy places the organism in Eukaryota, Metazoa, Arthropoda, Insecta, Diptera, Drosophilidae.
AUGCUUUUGCUAAACGGAUCAUGCGAAUCGGAACUAAUUGUCAAUAUGCACAUUAGUCCGAGUUUUGAUAAGGAAAAUUUGGAAAAGUUUUGGGUACUCGAUGAGACGUAUGAGAUCACAAAACGGUCCAAUGUAAAAAUGCUAUCUCCAUAUUUGAUUGCAGUAAGUCGAGGCGUGCCGAUUAGUAUGUAUCCACUACAAUUUGUCAAAUCAAUUAAGGAAAAGGACAUCGAUAAGAAGCCUAACAAAGAUGUCAAUUAUACCAUGAAUCAUGAUGAUCAUGACUCGCAACUACCCAAAUUCUUGAACAGAUUUAGAAACGAAAAACUUUUACGAUAUGACAAUGAUGAAAUUCCCUGCGAUACUUGUGGCGGAAAAAAUAAAAAUUCACGAGGUAAAUCACAAAAUAAAUAUGAUGGCAACUUAACUGUAUCAAAAAACCAGUACUACUUUAAUCCCUGUCAUAUUAACUCACAACAUGAGGAUCGAUCUAACGGAAAGCCAAUUCGUCAAUCAUGCGGUUGCUUUCGUAAUCCAAAUGAUUGCAAUUGUGAAAAGUCAAAGCUAACCCGUGAUCUAAGUACCACAUGGGAAACAAGCGGCAGUUACUCCGUUUACGAUAUGAGUACCCCUUUACCUUUCGUUGCAACUAAAAUUGAUAUUUUUAGAAAGCGUCAUAAUAGGUGGUGGAGGGUUGUCCCAACUGUAUUAUUAAAUAGCUUAACUGGAAUAUAUGCAAACGGAAAUCUUUCAAUUCUAUUUACUACAAAUAUAGAUGUACUACAGAUGGAAAAGUCAACACGGCUACAUGCAAUUAGCAUGAAAAUCAAAAUGCCCUUCCGAGAGAAUACGCCUUUAUUACAAAAUCUUUAUAAAGUGAAAAUAUCUAGAGUUAUUACUGAUACCACGACAAAAGAUGCUCUUCAAAUUAUAGUCGAAAUUAUUAACAAAGGAUUUGAAGCGAAGGAAUUUGUUAUAUAUAUUUGUAACUGUCAAAAAUCAAUGGGGAUAUUAAGUACAAUAACUGCUAAGAAAGUACUAUUGCCAUCUGUUGGUGAAUCUGUAUCAUUUAUGUUGCCUUUAAUAAUUGGCUUAAAGAAAAACAUUAAAUUUAGUUGCGAUGUUGUUGUUAAGACCAAUAUGGUAAGCGACACUGCGGGAAUCCGUCUAAAAACCCUAAAACAGCCCAAUGCAAAUAUGGCCAAUGUAGCAAAGAGGUCAAUGGAUAUUAAAAUACAUUCAAGAUGUUUUUGUGUCUGGAGAUGUCGCUGCCAUUGCCUUGAAAAAUUGGAAACUUAUAUAAAUUUCAAUGUCUGUGAAAAAAUGAACCAUAAUUCAGAAAAUGAGGCCGGGCUUCUCUUGAGUUGCCCACCUGCAGAAGAGCGAAAUGAUAUGUGCAUCCUGGAGAGCAGUAACGCCAACAAUAAUUUAAGAUUCUACCAUUCUUUUUUUUUUACAAUUCUACGUUUAGCUCUUUUUAUAUUGAUACUGCUGUUUUUAUUAGGCUUUUUAAAAGGUAUUUUCGGCUUUUGUGUUCAAUCAAUAAAUCAAUUCGGAUUUAAUACCAUUCAGCCGGGAAUUAUUUUUGAAUGCACUUCUAAAACAAGAAUUUUUAUAGUAAACUGUUUCUUCUUUAUAUGUAUACCAUUUGUAUUUUGGUGCAAGUGCUUUAGACCAAAGGUUGAAGAUUUGAUGGCAGCUAGUACCGAAUGGUUUUGUAGUCCUCAAGAUACCGAUGAGAACUCGAAAGGAAGUCAAAAAUUAUAUGUAUCUAUACCUACUAGUAUAAACAUUGCUGAAAGGGAGGGGAAAUGGUACGCGAAUAGCAGUGCGUAUUGUCGAGAACGCUUAGGCAAUCGCCGGAAAGCGCUUCGGGAACCUACCGGUGUACACAUUACGACAAGGGGUGGAAAUCUUGAGGGAUACCGGCAAGUAUUACCGAGAAUGCCUAUGCAACAGCCGCACUGCCCUUACGAAAAUGAAUGUAAUUGCAAACGCCGUAUUUAUGCUGGCUAUGAGGAAACUGACCAUAACAAUACCAUAAGUGUUCUGCGUGCACUAAUGCCAGUACACGAAAAUUUUUUAUUUAAAGAUGAAAAACAAGACGAUGAUGAGAGUACAGCAUAUAUCUUAGAGGUAUUGGAAGAGAGCAAAAAUUCUUUGAGUAAAUUAGUACGAUUAUAA